Molecule: messenger RNA, 1503 nt
Organism: Penicillium arizonense
Lineage: Eukaryota; Fungi; Ascomycota; Eurotiomycetes; Eurotiales; Aspergillaceae
Exons: 3
Coding region: 1-1503 (500 amino acids)
Biological process (GO): carbohydrate metabolic process
Molecular function (GO): beta-glucosidase activity
Source: RefSeq, a predicted model, not a curated record
AUGGGAUCCGUUGAGCAAUCCACUCUGCCCCCGGAUUUUGUCUGGGGCUUUGCGACAGCCGCCUACCAAAUUGAAGGAGCCGUGAACGAAGAUGGUCGCGCUCCUUCGAUUUGGGAUACGUUCUGCAAGAUACCCGGUAAGAUCGCUGGCGGUGGAUCUGGGGAGGUAGCAUGCGACUCGUACCACCGAACACACGAGGACAUUGCCUUGUUGAAGGAAUGUGGUGCUUCGGCAUACCGAUUCUCCCUAUCAUGGUCCCGCAUCAUACCCCUCGGCGGUCGGAAUGAUCCCAUCAACAAGAAAGGCUUGGAGUUCUACGUCAAAUUCGUGGAUGACCUCCACGCUGCGGGAAUCACGCCCAUGAUCACUCUGUUUCACUGGGAUCUUCCGGAUGCGUUGGACAAACGCUACGGUGGACUUCUGAACAAGGAGGAAUUUGUUGCCGACUUCGCAAACUAUGCUCGCGUAGUGUUCGAAGCAUUCGGAUCCAAGGUCAAACAGUGGAUUACCUUCAACGAGCCUUGGUGCAGCAGUGUUCUUGGAUACAACAAUGGUUCCUUCGCCCCGGGCCACACAAGCGAUCGCACCAAAAGCCCGGUCGGAGAUAGCUCAACCGAGCCGUGGAUUGUUGGUCACAGUUUGUUGGUCGCUCAUGGAGCUGCGGUGAAGAUAUACCGAGAUGAGUACAAGGAGCGAGACGGCGGCGAGAUUGGCAUUACACUCAACGGUACACCUCUUCCCACCACAGCCCCUGUCAUUGCUGACAAUAUAAUCAAAGGUGACUGGGCCGAGCCCUGGGACCCCGAGAACCCUGCCGACGUCGAAGCCUGUGAUCGCAAGAUCGAAUUCGCCAUCUCAUGGUUCGCCGACCCAAUCUACCAUGGCAAGUACCCCGACAGCAUGAUCAAGCAGCUCGGAGACCGCCUGCCAACCUGGACGACCGAAGACAUUGCUCUAGUACACGGUAGCAACGAUUUCUAUGGUAUGAACCACUACUGCGCGAAUUAUAUCCGCGCCAAGACAGGCGAGCCGGAGUUGGACGACGUCGCUGGUAACCUAGAGCUGCUUCUCGAAGACAAGAACGGACAAAGCAUCGGGCCCAUCACUCAGUCCCCUUGGCUGCGACCGUGUGCGCUGGGAUUCCGCAAGCUGCUCAAGUGGCUUAGUGAGCGGUAUAGAUACCCUAAGAUCUACGUUACCGAGAACGGGACCAGUGUCCUCGGAGAGAACGACAUGCCGCUGGAAGAGCUUCUCAACGAUGAGUUCCGUGUGCAAUAUUUCAAGGACUACAUCGGUGCCAUGGCCGAUGCUUAUACCUACGACGGUGUCAAUGUGCGAGCCUACAUGGCUUGGAGUCUUAUGGACAACUUUGAGUGGGCCGAAGGCUACGAAACUCGCUUUGGUGUGACUUUUGUCGACUACGAGAAUGAUCAGAAGAGAAUGCCGAAGAAAAGUGCUAAAGCUAUUAGCCAGAUCUUUGAGCGGUUGAUUGAGAAAGCUUGA